Messenger RNA from Larimichthys crocea (large yellow croaker), 1925 nucleotides. It is a transcript of the gene cirsr, whose product is annotated as corepressor of RBPJ and splicing regulator. Gene Ontology annotation, cellular component: nucleus. Gene Ontology annotation, molecular function: transcription corepressor activity. Bases 134 to 1534 code for a protein of 466 amino acids. The record is from RefSeq and is a predicted model, not a curated record. Gene Ontology annotation, biological process: negative regulation of DNA-templated transcription. Lineage: Eukaryota; Metazoa; Chordata; Actinopteri; Sciaenidae. The transcript is spliced from 10 exons.
ACUUCCCGCGAGACGACCGUUUGUUUACACGCGCAGAGGAAGUUAGCGCUCGCGGCUCCUUGGCUAAAGCUAAAAGCUGAAUUUAAACACUAACUGCCGGCUCAGUUUGGCGUUUUGGGCUCGGUAGUUCGCCAUGGGGAAGUCAUUUGCGAAUUUCAUGUGCAAGAAGGAUUUUCAUCCUGCGUCCAAGUCAAAUAUCAAAAAGGUAUGGAUAGCAGAACAGAAACUGACGUUCGAGAAGACCAAGCAAGAAGAACUUAUGCAGGCCUACCUGAAGGAGCAGGACACGUACAACAACAGGUUGUUGAUGGGGGAUGAUCGUGUUAAAAAUGGCCUGAAUUUCAUGUACGAGGCUCCACCUGGAGCAUCAAAAGAGGAAAAGAAUGAGGAAGGGGAAGAAGAGUACAAAUUUGAGUGGCAGAAGGUGGCUCCUCGAGAGAAGUAUGCAAAGGAUGACAUGAAUAUUCGGGAUCAGCCAUUUGGAAUCCAGGUUCGCAACGUGAGAUGUAUCAAAUGUCACAAAUGGGGCCACGUGAACACAGACAGAGAGUGUCCUCUCUAUGGACUCUCGGGUAUCAAUGCCAGCUCUGUGGCCUCGGAGGAGGCAGCAGGUCCGUCGAUGCACCCCUCGGAGUUAAUGGCGGAGAUGCGAAACAGUGGGUUUGCCUUGAAAAAAUGUGUCCUUGGUCGGAAUGCUACAGUUUGUGAUCUAGCGCAGGAAUAUGUUGCGAGCGAGGAAGAGGAGGAUCCCGAGGUGGAAUUUCUGAAGUCCCUGACGACCAAGCAGAAACAGAAGCUCCUCAGAAAACUCGAUCGCCUGGAAAAGCAGAAGGCCAAGAAAAAGAAGAGCAAAAAACAGAAGAAGAAGAAAAGCAAAAAAAGCCACAAGAAAAAGCAUGAAAGUAGCGAGAGCUCGAGUGACUCUUCCAAUAGCAGCAGCAGCAGUAGUAGUAGUAGUAGCGAUGGUGACAGUGACUCAGAUUCAGACAGCCGUGGAAAGUUCAAGAGCCAAAAGAAAAAGAAGAACAAGAAAAAAGAUUCCUGUCGGGAUAACAGCUCUAAGAGCGAGCGGCGAGUCAAGAGUCAGAAAAAGGCCUCCUCUCAUAGGAGCAGGUCACCGAGCCCUCACACCAGACAGAAGCGGCCUGAAGAGGAGUCGAGAGAUUACAGACAAACAGGGACAGAGAGGGGAAGGAGCAGGAGUCGACACCGCAGCCCGGAGAACAAGAUCAAGCUGGAGGGAGGUCGAGAGAGAAAGAGAGACAGCAGCAGGGACAGGCAGAGACCGAGCAGCUCCAAGCUUGGCUCGGACAGAAGCAGGAGCCGCGAGAGAGGCAGGGAGGACAGAGGUAAAGACAGGCGUCACAGCAGAGACGGAGAGAGGAACAGAAGUGGCACAGAUGGAAGGAGAGGCAGAACAGCGGAUGGGAGGAGUAGAAGCAGGGAAGGGAGGAAGGAAAGAGAGGGCAUGGGAAGGAGCAGGAGCAGGGAGAGAAGAGAGAGAAGCCAGGACAGAGGGAAGAGAAAGCGCUGACGUGUUUCUGUUUUUUAAUUCCUGCAUUACAAUAUUAGACGAGAUGUUUUUAGCCGUGUCUGUCCUGUAAUAUUCUCGGUGAUCAGUGGACCUCUAUUUAAAAGUGCAGAUGUUGUGUUGUCUUCCUCCAGUAGAGGGAAGCAGUGGACAGAAAAUAGCUCGCUGCUCUCUUGUGUUUUCUUGGACUAUGAAAGGCUCUAAAUUAAUUGAUAACCAUUAGAAGCAAUUUGCGGCUGUAAUCCGUUGAUGGGAAAAUGUUGGACUCAUUUUAAUGGUCAGUUGGCCACAAGAAAGACCGUUUUUUUUAUUAUUGUCUUCCUUCACAUUAGGAUUGUCUCUCUUUUCGGAAAUAUCCACAUUCGCUGUAAUACUUUAAAGACGGCUGUUUGAA